AUUAUCUCUUUCGUAAACAAACCUGAAGUAAUUCAAGUGCUCUGUAUUUUUUAUGUAGAAGUUGUGUUCUAAUUAUAAAAAAAUCACUACUCGAUAUAUUACUAAAGAUAUGAAGAGGAGAGAAGUAUUCUCGGAUUAUCGAACUAAAAGGAUUUUAACAGCCAGAGAAACAUUAACUAAAGGUCUACUGCCAAAGAACAAUAAUAAGUUUAAACUUUAUAGAAAUGAGCGAAAAUUGAAGGGUUUUCAAGAUGAAAUUCCAAUAAAAAAUUCUAAUCAAUUCUUAUCUGGUAAUAUUACUGUUAAAAUAUUUACUACCGUAAAGAAGAAAGACGAAACGGAUGUCGACACUCCUCACCAAAUCUAUAAAUUAGAUGGUAAUGAAAAAUCAGUUUUAGAAGUAUUAAGAUCAUUAAAAGAUCAGCAAUUAACGUCUAAGGACCUUGUUAUAUGGUGGUUAACGAAGAACGAAAGUGAGAAAUCAACGAACGCUCAACUUGAAUAUUCAGAUUACAGGAAGCUUCAUCUAGUAUAG
Dimorphilus gyrociliatus is the source of this 535-nucleotide messenger RNA. The record is from the annotation of a GenBank genome assembly. Lineage: Eukaryota; Metazoa; Annelida; Polychaeta; Dinophilidae.